GUGCUUCAAUACAGCGUUCGACUUCAGUCAACGAAUGCAGUAAUAAUCUCGGAGGUCUUAAGCGAACGGGAUAAGCAGGAGCGUAACAGUCCUCCAGAGAAAUCGUUGCGUCUUCCUCUAUCGAUAAUUGACGAUCAUCUCUUUGAAAUGGGAAGAACUCUGUACAUUAGCACAGCGGUUAUCGUCGUCCUCUUAGUAUUUAUAAUUUCAUUGUCCGUCGGACUAUCCAACUCAGCAUCGCCACAUGAAGAUACAUAUGCAGGAAGUCAAGCACUUACGACCGCGCCGCUGAUAGACGGGCACAACGAUUUACCAGAAAACUUGUACUCCAAGCUCAACAAUAAAUUGGCUGAGUUUAACUUUACCGAAAAUUUGAAAGAAGAUAGCGUUUGGGGUAAGGCGGCCUGUUCCUCAUGUUACACCGAUUUGCCUCGAUUAAAAACCGGCAAAGUUGGGGGUCAGUUUUGGGUAGCGUACACGAGUUGUGAUUCGCAGUACAAGGAUUCGGUUCAGUUGACGCUGCGCCAAAUCGACGUUAUAAAACGACUGAUCAAAGCGUACCCCGAUGAUCUUGAACUCGUGACAAAGGCCGAGGAUAUCGAGACGACAUGGAAGAAUGGGAAACUCGCAUCUCUUAUUGGCAUAGAAGGUGGACAUUCUUUAGACUCAAGUUUGGCAGUUCUGAGACUUUAUCACGAACUCGGUGCCCGCUACGUGACUUUGACCCAUUCCUGCAAUACGCCGUGGGCUGAUGGGUCACCGGCAACUAAGGAACCGGUUCACAACCUCACUGAUUUUGGCCGGACUAUUAUUUUGGAAAUGAACCGCCUCGGUAUGAUGGUAGAUUUGUCGCACGUAUCUCACAAUGUAAUGCGAGAGGUUCUGGCUACCACGAAAGCUCCCAUAAUAUUUUCUCACUCAUCAGCCUACGCGAUAUGCGAUCAUUACAGAAACGUACCGGACGACGUGUUGGAUUUGGUGAAAACAAACAAUGGAAUUGUCAUGGUAAACUUUUUCAGCGACUUUGUUAACUGCAAUAAGACGAGAAAUGCUACCAUAGAUGAUGUAGUUGCUCAUAUCAAUUACAUCAGACAACGAAUCGGGCCAACGCACGUCGGAAUAGGUGCAGAUUACGACGGAGUUGACGUAAUGCCAAUCGGGUUAGAAGAUGUAUCGAAAUACCCGGAUUUGUUCAAUCGUCUUUAUGCAAGAAAUGAAGACGAACCAGAAUGGAGUGCUGAAGAUUUGGAAAAUUUAGCUGGAAGAAAUCUUAUCAGAGUAUUUUCAGCAAUCGAAGAGGUGGCCGCAUCCCUCGCAACUGAAUCGCCAAACGAGGAUAUUAUAGUCGUUGAGGAAUUAGCUGACGCUCAAUUGGCUGAUAAGUUGUCCCCCGGAACUUGUCAAACGGCUGAAGAAUGGAGUCAUUACGUUGCCCCAACACCGGAACCUGCCAGCAACGACACGACGAAUUCAUGAAACGUCCGUAGACUCCCGAGGUCUGGAUGCGAAUGGUUUUCAGUUAUCACUAUGAUUUAAGCUCUACAUUAUACGAUACAAUAAAUGAAUGUGGACAUUAGUCUAAUUUAAAAACAAA
Messenger RNA from Athalia rosae (coleseed sawfly), 1594 nucleotides. RefSeq names its product dipeptidase 1-like. The record is from RefSeq and is a predicted model, not a curated record. Gene Ontology annotation, biological process: proteolysis. Gene Ontology annotation, molecular function: metallodipeptidase activity. NCBI's taxonomy places the organism in Eukaryota, Metazoa, Arthropoda, Insecta, Hymenoptera, Athaliidae. The coding region runs from base 148 to 1476 and encodes 442 amino acids. The transcript is spliced from 11 exons.